AUGUACAGCACUGACAUCAUUCCUUACUACCGAGACAUCAGCCGGCAAACACAGACGGAGCACCGCACUUGCUGCGCGUGUGGCGAGGCGAUCGCGGACCGCUUCCUACUGGAGGUGGGCGGCGGCGCGUGGCACACGGCCUGUCUGCGCUGCUGCGUCUGCGCAGUGCAGCUCGACCGCCAUCCCUCCUGCUUUCUGCGAGACCGCCAGGUCUACUGCAAGCAGGACUAUGCCAAGAGCUUCGGCGCGAAGUGCUCCAAGUGCUGCCGCGGCAUCUCGUCGUCAGACUGGGUGCGGAAGGCGCGGGAGCAGGUCUACCACCUGGCCUGCUUCGCGUGCGACGCCUGCGGCCGCCAGCUCUCCACCGGCGAACAGUUCGCCUUGCAUGAGGACAGGGUGCUCUGCAAGCCACAUUAUCUUGAAACCCUUGAUGGAGGAUCCAUUUCAUCAGAUGACGGGUGCGACUCAGAAGGUUACCACAAGAGCAAGGCGAAGCGGGUGCGCACCACAUUCACGGAGGAGCAGCUGCAGGUGCUGCAAGCCAACUUCCAACUGGACUCGAACCCCGACGGCCAGGACUUGGAGCGGAUCGCCCAGGUCACAGGCCUCAGCAAGCGAGUCACGCAGGUGUGGUUCCAGAACAGCCGCGCGCGACAGAAGAAACACCAGCAUACCGGGAAGGGGAAGCAAGGCCAAUUGGUGUCCCGAGACGCGGACCCGGCGGGGUUUGGUCGGCCCAUCAACCUGCACCUCACCUACUCCUUCCAGAACAAGCCACCUUUUGUUCCAAUAGAUGGAACGUCUUUCACGGAUUCCUCAAUGGAUGAGCUGUCAGAGGACUCGUCGAUCCACUGCAUGCAGAGUGAAGUGUGAGCUUGCGAGCAUUUGCAUCCUCGGCGUCACAGUGGCGCCAUCUGUACAUAAUAUACUCGCCAUAUCUUACAACGUACAUACAAGUCUCUAAUACUGCUAGAUAUUGCCAUGUACAACACAAGUAGUGUAUGUUCGAAAUUCGGCAUGUUUGCCAUAGGUCUUACUACUUUCUCGUAUUAAUGCAAUGUUUUUAGAACUGGUGCAAGCCAGUUGUAGCUAGUUUGGAUCAUCCUGCUAAACUAAUGUUAAUAUAUCUGCAGUUUCUGAAACUAACAUUAAAAUGUUUAAUAUUAAUAUACCUGUAAUUCGAGACUUGUUAUUCCCGGGUAAGAAUUUUUCAUUGACACGUAUUUAUUUAAAAUAAUGGAUAGCAAAGUUUAUAUAAGAAUCUGUGAGAAUCAUUGUAACUAGCUUUGAAAUUAAUGUAAACUAUAAGUUUCCACUCAUUUUAUGUAAUGUACAUAGUUAUAUUUAUUUAUUUAUUUGUUUCUAGUUACUGUGAUACAUUCUCGAUCGAUUAUUUAUAAUUGAUGACUUGUUAAAUUGCAAUUCAGUUCUGACUUUCAUCUUAUGUCAUGCAUCUUACACAUACUUUAAAGUAGUUAAGUGCCAAAUUGUAAUUAUAGGAGGAACCUAAGUAGUCCAAAAUAAAGCAAUAUAACUUGAGAGAGUGUAAGCAGCUUCGUGUUCUUGUAGGUGUAUUUAUUAAUUACAUAAUCUCAAUAGUUUUAUUAAAGUCUAAGAUAAUAGUACCUACCUUCGUAUAUCUAAAUGUAAUUGAGAGAAAAUUUAUUGUCACAGCUGCUACGUAUCCUGUCUCGGAGGUUUACUGCAGAGUCUUUGCAUAUCGACUGGACACGUAAACAAAAGACAACUGAAUCGAUUUGCCGACUCAACCUUUUAUACUAGUUCAAGAACAUAUUAGGCACCCGCACAGUAAACAUAAACAGUAAUAAUAUCAAUCCAAUGUCAAAAUGUAAAUCCUACUAUUAAUAUAAACGCAAACGUUGGUAAGAAUGUCCGUUUUUACUUAUUGACACAAAAACCACUGAAUGGAUUUUGACGAAACUUGACAGUAACAUAAAUAACAUUUAAGCUACUUUAUAUAAAUUUGCGGGAAACAGUUCCCUCGGGAAUUUAUUAAUUAAUAAUCUUGGUGUUUUCUUACUGACUAAAAUUAAGUCGUAGGUACCUUUGAAAAUCAUAAUCAUAAUUUAUUUCUAUAUGUUUUGUAAAAAGUAGAUGCGUAAGUUAUCCAGCAAUUCUAGUUCUUGUAUCUGUCAAUUACAUUGCUACAUGCUAAUAUAAAGCGUCUACCGAGUAUACAUUGGAUGUUGUUGGGUAGUGUAAAUAUAAAACUUAUGUGCUUAAUUAUUUUUUGUAUAUAAAGCGUAAAAGCAUAAGGGGCUGCAACGGACGAACCAGGACAGUGGACCUUCUUAUAGUUUAUAGUUCAUGGUACUUAUUGUAUUCGACAUUGGUAACAAACGUGAACUAAGUUCAAGUUGUUUAACAUAACAUUGUCAUGGAUUUUAGCCCUGUGCUAUUUCCUUAGGAAUGAUGCCAUGUCUCAUAAUAUAUCACGCUGACAAAUAUUCAUGUAAUGGUUUUUAAUAUUUUUCUUCAGGUCGCAUUCUUAAUGUGUAAUCUUCGAACGUUGAACGUAAAAAUAAGAAUAUUUCCAGUCGAAGAAUUACCUUCAUAACAAAUGAAAAAUAUCAAAAACCCAAUUUAUAUUUGAAUCAAUAUCAUGGUAUCCAACUUAAAGCAACUUCUAGUAGCUAUUUAGUGUGACGUAAGCAUGAUUAGCUAUACUUAGGGUGCGUCUCUACACGGUGCAAGUAGCUUGCGCAUGUUGAGGCACAUGCAUUUUAAAAACGUCCGGAUAUAGUGACUCGCCCACUUGCGCAUGCGUACUUGCUCCAACUACUUGCACCGUAUAUUCGCACCCUUAACCAGACUUCUGUACGCCAACUUACUCGCUCGUCUGCCACCCCCUUAUGUUUUCACGCAGCAUAAGAUCAAUUAAUUUAUGACGGUAGAUUAAAUGACAUGUAGUGCGCCAUCUUGUCAUUUUAUUGUAAUUAAUUAGUUGCUAAAAGUACUAGGUACUUAAGUUUAUUCUGUCUGUACAAAUUUUUAAAUAUAUUAUGUUGGUUA
Molecule: messenger RNA, 3033 nt
Organism: Helicoverpa zea (corn earworm)
Lineage: Eukaryota; Metazoa; Arthropoda; Insecta; Lepidoptera; Noctuidae
Gene: Awh
Product: LIM/homeobox protein Awh
Exons: 6
Coding region: 1-873 (290 amino acids)
Biological process (GO): neuron differentiation; regulation of transcription by RNA polymerase II
Cellular component (GO): nucleus
Molecular function (GO): RNA polymerase II transcription regulatory region sequence-specific DNA binding; DNA-binding transcription factor activity, RNA polymerase II-specific
Source: RefSeq, a predicted model, not a curated record